This is a messenger RNA of Cucumis sativus (cucumber), 1240 nucleotides long. RefSeq lists its product as uncharacterized. The transcript has a single exon. Lineage: Eukaryota; Viridiplantae; Streptophyta; Magnoliopsida; Cucurbitales; Cucurbitaceae. Bases 115 to 861 code for a protein of 248 amino acids. The record is from RefSeq and is a predicted model, not a curated record. Gene Ontology annotation, cellular component: plasma membrane.
UAAUUACUAAGAUUUCCCUACACACCGAAUUCCCCGAAACAUCCUUCCAAGAACCCUAUACUUUCCAUCUUCUUCUUCAACCUCUCUUCCUCUUUCUUCACUCUCCGAUCUCUCAUGGCUGACCCCUCCCGCCCCGUCACUGGCUACCCUGCCUACCCCAACGGCCGACCACCUCCGCCCCCCAAUUCUCACCCUCAGGCUCAAGCUUAUCCCUACGCUGCUCCUCCUUAUUCCUAUCCUACCCAAUACGCCAACCCCUACGAUUCUACCCAUCACAAUGCUCGCCUCUCAUUUCUUCGAGCCCUUAUUGCUGGAAUUAUCGUCGUCUUCAUCAUCACUGCUGUUAUUCUUUUCAUUAUCUGGCUUGUUCUCCGUCCCCAACUCCCUGAGUUUCGUGUCGACUCUUUUCAAGUUACCAACUUCUCCACUGCUGCUAAGACCCUCUCCGCCUCUUGGUUCAUUGGUUUUUCCGUCUUCAAUCCUAACAAGAAAAUGACCGUUUCUUACGACUUUAUCGAUUCCACCCUUUUUUACAAUAACGAGUUCCUUACCGACACCCGAGUCCCUCCAUUCGCCCAGGAGAAGAAGACUCAAUCGGUUGUUAAUGCUUCUUUCUCCGCUCUUUCUGCUUACGUCGAAGCUUCUUCUCUGAAUAAAAUUAAUGAUGACCGCCGACGAGGGACCAUCAAAUUCAAUGUAGGGAUUUCGGCUCGUGUUGGGUUCCGAGCAGGUUGGUGGAGGACCAGGAGGCGAUUGCUUAGGGUGCUUUGCGAGGACCUCUCGGUUAGCUUCUCGUCGUCGAAUAGCAGCGGUUCCGGUAAGUUGAUAGGUGAAUCAAGAGCCUGCAGAGUCGGCAUAUGAGUGAUUUUCUGCUUUUAUAGUUAGCUCUUGAUUUAAUACCACUUAACCCCAUGUUUAAAAGGGAUUUAAUUUUACAAAAAAAAAAAAAAAAAAAAAAAAAAGAGGAAUUCAUGUAGGCGUAAAUGUACAUGGAUUUUUUAGGCUAUGAGUGAGUUGUAGUACUAGUCUUUAAGUGGAGGUUGUAUAGUUUAUAAUACAAUUUUUGCUAUCUGAUUCUGAUGUUGAUUUCUUAUCUCCUCUUUCUUGGAAUAAGGUAAAUGGUUUCUUCUUCUUUUAUUGAGAUGUAUCAAUCUAGGAUCCUGAACUGAGGGAACUGUAACGAAGUUAAGAAUUUAUGUUUGUGUAUGCAGGCAGGAUAUGGACACCAUUUUUUUUGUUU